Monosiga brevicollis MX1 is the source of this 480-nucleotide messenger RNA. RefSeq lists its product as uncharacterized. NCBI's taxonomy places the organism in Eukaryota, Choanoflagellata, Craspedida, Salpingoecidae. The record is from RefSeq and is a predicted model, not a curated record. Gene Ontology annotation, molecular function: tRNA binding. The annotation marks the transcript as partial. The transcript has 5 exons.
UCUCGAGUGGACUUUCGCGUCGGUCUCAUCACCGAGGCCAAGAUGCACCCCGAUGCUGAUGCUCUUUACGUUGAGACCAUCGAGGCUGGUGACGCCGAGCCACGCACCAUCAUCUCGGGUCUGGCCAAAUACGUGCCUCUAGAGGAGAUGCAGAACCGCUUGGUCGUCAUUUGUGCCAACCUCAAGCCCCGCAAAAUGCGUGGCAUUGAAUCGCAGGGCAUGGUCAUGUGUGCCAGCACACCGGAGAAGGUGGUGCCCAUUGCGCCACCGGCUGGCAGCAAGCCAGGCGACCCCGUUGUAUUUGAAGGCUUUGCUCGUAACCCCGAUGCCGUGAUGAAUCCCAAGAAGAAGAUUUACGAAGCGGUGGCGCCUGACCUUGCCACCAACGCUGAGGGUAUCGCCACCUUCAAGGGCAUUCCGUUUGUCGUCGAGGGCAAGGGUCCUUGUGUUGGUGGCCUGGCCAAUGUCAAGGUGGCGUAA